ACAGGAAGAGCAAGGGCCGUGCACACAGAGGAGGGGGGGAAACUGCAGCCUGUGUGGAUUUUUCUAAAUGUAUUUAUGCACCUCGUCUCCGUUCCGCCUAUGUUAAUGAUUUGUGUUAGCUAUGUAAAUGUCCCUUUAGUUUAUUGGCGCCACCGUCAGCUCUUCCUUCUACCUCAACAGUAAGCGUAUUAUCAAGCUAUCUUGACUGGAUCCAGCCUGCCACUGAACUUCCCGUCACUGAGAAGAACGCAGACGGAGAGAUCGAGCAGCUGAAUAGGGAAUAUAGGGGUUGUCAAUCUACACGAAGACCAGACGGGUAGACAAAUCGAUAUCAUUGUCUUCUUUUAGUCGACGAGACGGGUCUCGACUGGCUUGCUUACCAACCUGCGUUGUAUUCCUUGCUUGAGCACCUAGCUGCAGUUUGCCCCACUGUCGUCGAGGCUCGAUACAACCACUGGUGGGGGGUUUAAUGGGAUCCUUGUUUCAAUAGAACUCCCUUCUCCCACCCCCCGACGGACCUUCGCUCGAAUCCGUCUCGGGCGCUGUCUUCCCCGGGGGGUGCCGGUUUUUGCUCAGUCUGACUGGGGAAGGAGGGCGGCCCCCCCCAGCAUUGACUGUCGCUCUGGCCGACCCUAGUGGAGCCUAAUAUGGCAGGAAAUCUGAAGAAAGGCGGAGGACUGAUCGGGAUGAUGAAGGACGCGUUUCAGCCCCAUCACCACCUCCAUUCCCAUCACCAACCUGGGGCCGUGGACAAAAAGACGGUGGAGAAAUGCUGGAAACUAAUGGACAAGGUGGUGCGACUCUGCCAGAACCCCAAGCUGGCCCUGAAGAACAGCCCACCUUACAUCCUGGAUCUGCUGCCAGACACCUACCAGCACCUUCGCACCAUCUUGUCCCGCUACGAGGGAAAGAUGGAGACGCUCGGCGACAACGAGUAUUUCCGCGUCUUCAUGGAGAACCUGACCAAGAAGACCAAGCAGACCAUCAGCCUUUUCAAGGAGGGAAAGGAGCGCAUGUACGAGGAGAACUCGCAGCCCAGACGGAACCUGACCAAGUUGUCGCUGAUCUUCAGUCACAUGCUGGCCGAGCUCAAAGCCAUCUUCCCCAACGGCCUGUUCCAGGGGGAUAACUUCCGAAUCACCAAGGCUGACGCCGCCGAGUUCUGGAGAAGAUCGUUUGGGGACAAGACGAUAGUGCCUUGGAAGGUGUUCCGGCAGGCACUGCACGAGUUCCACCCUAUCAGCUCGGGCCUGGAAGCCAUGGCCCUCAAGUCCACCAUCGACCUCGCCUGCAAUGACUACAUCUCCGUCUUCGAGUUUGAUAUCUUCACCAGGCUCUUCCAGCCUUGGUCAUCUCUGCUGAGGAACUGGAACAGCCUGGCGGUGACUCACCCGGGCUACAUGGCCUUCCUCACCUACGAUGAGGUCAAGGCCCGGCUGCAGAAGUUCAUCCACAAACCUGGCAGCUACAUCUUCAGGCUGAGCUGCACGCGGCUGGGCCAGUGGGCCAUCGGCUACGUCACUGCAGAUGGGAACAUCCUGCAGACCAUCCCCCACAACAAGCCCCUCUUCCAGGCCCUCAUCGACGGCUUCCGGGAAGGAUUCUACCUGUUCCCCGACGGGCGCACCCAGAACCCAGACCUCACAGGACUGUGUGAGCCCUCGCCACAAGACCAUAUUAAAGUCACACAGGAGCAAUAUGAGCUGUACUGUGAGAUGGGCUCCACCUUCCAGCUGUGUAAAAUCUGUGCGGAGAACGACAAGGACGUGAAGAUCGAGCCCUGCGGUCACCUCAUGUGUACCUCCUGUCUCACCGCCUGGCAGGAGUCGGAGGGUCAGGGCUGCCCGUUCUGCCGCUGUGAGAUCAAGGGCACGGAGCCCAUCGUGGUUGACCCCUUUGACCCCAAGGACCCCAUAGGCGGCUCCUGUAGGGGCCUGUUCGGGGCAGAGGGCGCCCCCUCGCCCAGCUACGAUGAUGACGACGACGACCGGCUGGACGACCCCCACCUCAUGAUGAGCAAGCUGGCCUGUUCCAAGGUGGAGCGUCCCCCCUCGCCCAUGUCCCUGGCGCCCCAGUCCUCCCUGCCCCCCGUGCCCCCCCGCCUUGACCUCCUGCAGCACCGACCACCUAACCCCCCAGGAGCAUCCAGCCCAGGGGCCACAUCCAAGGCGUCCUCCCACCACAAGGACAAGCCUCUCCCCCUGCCCCCAGCCCUGAGGGACCUGCCACCCCCUCCUCCCCCAGACAGACCUCUCUCUGCCGGGCCUGACGGGUGGCUCGGCAGACGGCCCCUACCCUGCACCCCCCUGGGGGAGCCCAAGCUGCCCCCGGCCCCGCCCAACCGCAACCUGGCCGACUGGAACCCCAGGCCAGUUCCCAAGGCCCCCGGACAGCCACCCAGUGUGGGAGACACACGGGGGGUCCGGGAGCUCUCCAAUAGACACUCGCUCCCCCUGGCCCUACCCUCAGUGCUAGACGGAUGCACCGACGGACAGAGGAACAACAGCUCGCUCAGUCUGGACCAUCAGCUGGAGAAGGGAGCCCAGAGUUUUGGAGGCACGGCGUCUGGCAGUCAGGCGUAUGACAACCCCAAAGUGAAGCCUUCAGUCUCGGCAAAUGCCAUCUAUGCUCUGUCAACAAGACCCCACCCAGGUCUGAAGCCAGUGGCUGGGGAGGAGGCCUACGAGAGUGACGAGGAGUCCGACUACAUGAUCCCCACCUCUCGGCCCGUCCUGGUCCCCAUGGCAGAGACCCCAGUCCCCAAACCCCCCCAGCCUACCUCUCUCAACUCAUGGCCCAUGCUGAAUGACCUGGAUGAAGGACCUCAAAUGUAUGAAGCCAUGUAUAACGUCCAGGUCCAGGCUCACCUGGCCAGAGACUCGGAUUACUCUGAGCUGCCCCCCUUGGCCAGUACCAAUUGUCCCAUCUGGGAGAUCCCUUGCCCGGUGCGGGAGCCCCCUGAGGAGGUAGAGGAGGAAAACGGCUACGACAUCCCCAAACCAGCGUUGCCCAUGGCCCCGGCCCGGCGCACCCUGUCCGAGCUGGGGGCCACUUCCAGCGCCGCCUUCAACCGUCUCUCCAUGGACAGCGAGCCCGGAGCAUCCGCCUCCUUCUCAGAUUCCAGCGACGCCCCAGAGCGGCCGCCCAAGCCCCUCCCCCGCCGCAUCAACUUUGAGCACCGGCCCAUACCUCCUGGAUUAGGCGGUGGUGGUGGUGGUGGUGGUGGAGGAGGAGGGGGAGGAGGAGGUGGAGGAGUAGCCAACCCCCAGAUCACCAGUGAGAUCGAGCAUCUCAUGAGGCAAGGCUACACCUACCAGGACAUCCAGAAAGCCCUGAUGAUUGCACAGAACAAUAUGGAGAUGGCCAAGAAUAUCCUGCGCGAGUUUGUCUCCAUUCCCUCCACGGCUCACAUUCUUACAUAGUACCUCCUCUGCUCCAGCCCUGCCCAGCUCAGCCCAAAGUCCAUUGCCUGCAGUACUAGCGCUUCAGUGCUAACUGGAGCCCCUGCAGUCUCCUGUCCGGCGCCCUCUCAAAACUAGCUCAUUCCGAGCCCUGCGCUUCACGCGCCUUUUCAAGAGUGACCGGACGCCUUUUGUAAUGUGCUGCAGGGCCACUCUCCAGACCCCAUGGGGUGAAGUGAUGAUGAUGAUGAUGGCUCAUCGCACAACCGACGCUUCGGCGGUCGUUUUCACGUCCUCUCGAAGCCUCUACCGAAAUGUAAUCGACCCCCAAAAAAAAAAAAACACGUAUGUGUGUUUAUCUAAGAAUUUAAUAUAUAACUAAAUAUAUAUUAAAUGUGUGUAAUGUAUACAUAUAUAUUUCCAAUGAGUUCCGCUUCGAAGGUCUGUUUUAUUUCACGUCGAUCAUGUUUAAGGAUAGAUUGCAGAGGAUAAAGAUGGUGGUUCUUUGGGAGAGAGCACCCUUCUGUCGUCCCCAGCCCUCACUUUGAAGAGAGCGGCGGUCUUCGUUUAGCAUUCAGAAGCAGGCGUUUCCUAGACUCACAGCAGAACAUUUGGCAACAUGUCAAAUAUGGCCUUUAUUAAUGCUUCGGUACUUCUUUGGGGCGAAAAGAAUGUGUGUGUGGUUUGCCUCAAAGUAGCAUGAUGUGUGUGUGUGUGUGUGUGUGUGUGUGUGUGUGUGUGUGUGUGUGUGUGUGUGUGUGUGUGUGUCGGGCCAAUGACUUAGCUAGUAGGGUUGGGACGUGAUGGCUGACCUAACUCACUGGUUGACCAUUUGACUUAAAACCCCGGUGAAAAGCGAAGCUGUGUUUGACUGUGUUGUUGUCUAUGUGCAUCAUUUUCUACGGUGGGUAGCAUUGUUUCCUACAUCGAACCACCCCUGAUCAUCUCGUCCAGUGAUUCCGAUGCCCAGACUGGGAAGCCUGUGUUUUUUUGUUUUUUCAGUAAGACUGUUUUUAGAGGCAAGUCCUGGAUCUGCUGUCAGAGCCAAUCAAUCGAAGCCACCUAGGAGGUCCCGGUUGGCCCAUGUCCCAACCCCUCUUCUGUGCAAAAUGAAUGUGGAAUUAAUAUAUUGCUCAGACGUUUUCAUUCUUCUUCCUCCUCAAAUGUAGUGCCCUCAAGCAAGAGUCUGAAUGGGAGAGGCAAAGUGUACGGAAAUGUAAUGGUGAGAGAAAAAGGAUUGAUGGAUUCUAAUAAAGAGGCCCAGUACCGGGUCAAGAUUCUAUGAUACAUUGACAUCAGCUUAGACAUGAGGAGAGCUUCGUCUGCGAUGUGCACCGAAGCUGUUCAGCGUUGUGAGAAAAAUGUGUCAUCGAUUACUUUAAUAAUAUAUUAUUAUUAUGAUCAUUGUUGUUAUUAUUAAUUCAGAAGUGCUUUACUGCUGCUACUAUUGUUAGUGCUAUACAAUUAAGCCUUAAAUGUACAUUUUGUGAAUAUUGUUUAACCGCUCUUUUUUUUUUUAAAGUGACAGUAUCUCAUAUUGUAUUCUUUAUUUGGUGAUGUAACACACUUGAACAUGCAAGCAGCUUGGGGCUGUGCAAUUCAAGCCGACUUCAAUUGUUUUCCCAUUUUUAGGAAAGUGUUGGCCUUUAGAGGAAUUAUGAUGACAUCGUAAAUGGCACUGUCCCCGCAGAUUGACCUAAAUGGUAGCAUCAGCAAAACAAACAAUGUGAUAGAUGAAGACUAACAGUGUCGGAACUCGUUCAGAAAUCUGUAUUGUAGAUGCCUCCACUUUUAAUCUAGAUUAUAAUUGUGUGAGCUUUGUCAUUUAAGGAUUUGACUUAAUUGCACAGCUGCAACUAAGCCCAGUAGCUUAGUGAACAAGAGCAUCUUGAGACGCACACCCAAAACAUUGAUGAGUUGCAGCCCCCCAAAAAAAAAGAAAAUGGCAGGAGGGGGGGGUUCACAUUCUAUAUGACUCUUAUUUCUAAAGCGAGUAAGCCUUUCUUUUUCCUAUAGAGGUAUUACAACCAGUGUUUGGGUCAACGCAACAGCCGUGUUUGUGGACCAGUUGGGAGUGUGGGAAUUUUUCUCUGGUUUCCCCAAAUUUGUUAAAACACUCCCCUGUUGAAGGAGGACUAACACAUCUUUCCUCUGUAACUGGGGUUGAAAUGUUACUGAAACCUUCCCAGAAUUCCCAGGUUUCCCAGAAAUCCCAGUUGGAGGAUAAGAUAGCCUCCCUGCUCAUUACCUCCUGAUUCCAGGGGAAAAUGUUGCAAUCCUAAUCUGUUACUCAGAAAUACCGUUUUGUACCCUAACCAGACAAGAGACUUCACAUGGACUGUUCAGACUCGUCUUGACUCUCUAAUGAGUUGGCAACAAAUUGUAAAACUAACCAAUGCACUCAUUGAAUUACAGCAGGUGCACCUCGUUCCUGUCUGUCUACGUGGUAGGUCUUCGUUCACUUUUGAGUUUUGCUGUGUUUUCAGAUUCAGUAGGGCCUUCGGAGUUUGAACGCCAUCCACAAACCUCUAUUUUUAGGGAGCCCAUACCGAUGAAUAUCCACACGUAUUGAAUUUACGAAAGUAGCCUAUUACUAAAUUGUCAUUAAAACUUGCAUAUCAUUUUGUGCUGACUUCUAUUACAUUGUUGGUUCAAAUGUAUAUAUAAAAAAAAAAGAAAUGGCACUGGCUCACAUUCCUAGAUGAUUC
Molecule: messenger RNA, 6109 nt
Organism: Oncorhynchus tshawytscha (Chinook salmon)
Lineage: Eukaryota; Metazoa; Chordata; Actinopteri; Salmoniformes; Salmonidae
Product: Cbl proto-oncogene, E3 ubiquitin protein ligase
Exons: 16
Coding region: 648-3422 (924 amino acids)
Biological process (GO): negative regulation of epidermal growth factor-activated receptor activity; cell surface receptor signaling pathway
Cellular component (GO): membrane raft; plasma membrane
Molecular function (GO): receptor tyrosine kinase binding; phosphotyrosine residue binding; ubiquitin protein ligase activity
Source: RefSeq, a predicted model, not a curated record